This is a messenger RNA of Phycodurus eques (leafy seadragon), 2385 nucleotides long. RefSeq names its product GTPase IMAP family member 9 (gene gimapl). The transcript is spliced from 2 exons. Gene Ontology annotation, molecular function: GTP binding. The coding region runs from base 110 to 853 and encodes 247 amino acids. The record is from RefSeq and is a predicted model, not a curated record. NCBI's taxonomy places the organism in Eukaryota, Metazoa, Chordata, Actinopteri, Syngnathiformes, Syngnathidae.
GACGUCGGCAAGCAGGAAGAAGGCGAAUUUCUUCCGCACUUUCGCCGACGUAACUGAACUCCUAACGCCAACUUGAUCCAAAAGUUAGCGAGCCUCAAAUUGAAACAUUAUGGAAGCCAACCGUCACGAACCAACUUCGGCGUCCGGCGAGAGUAAUGGUCCCGACAGGAGUCUGUCCCCGCUACGCCUGGUGGUCAUGGGCUGGCGCUGGCCCGGCAAGAGCUUGACGGCCAACACCAUCCUGGGCCGCGAGGAGUUCCACCUGGAGCGCGCCGCUGAGUUUUGCGUGACGCGGCACACUGAGGUGCAAGGGCGCGCGGUCACAGUGGUAGACACGCCCGGCUGGUACUCCUCACAGGACACGCCGCUUUCCUACAAGAAGGAGAUCGCCCGUGGCGCCACCCUGUGCCCGCCGGGCCCUCACGCCUUCCUGCUGGUCAUCCCCGUGGGCAUGUUCACCGAGCUGGACCGCACCCGCAUCGAGGAGCACGUGGACCUGUUCGGGGAGCAAGUGUGGCGGCACAUCCUGGUGGUGUUCACCUGGGCCGACGUGCUGCGGACCAUUUCGCUGGAGCGCUACAUCCGUCGCGAGGGCGCCGAGCUGCAGCGCGUGCUGGAAAAGUGCAGACGCCGCUACAUGGUCAUCAACAACUGCGUGUUCGAGGAGCAGACGCAGGUGGGACGCUUGAUGGCGCGCGUGGACAAGAUAGUCGCCGAGGAAGGCGGUCACUACCUGCCCGAGGAGGACCACCGGGCGCUGGACGAGAACCGGAACCCGACCGGGGACGCCGGGCCCAAAGCCGACGUCGCCGUGACUUUAGACAAAGACGCGACGACGCUCUCUGCCGAGUGACGCGUUCUCGACGCUUUAGGUACGCCCGCGCAAUCGCCGACGCUCGAGCUGGGUUUUUGCUCAUUUGACCUUCUCUGAGAUUAUUCCAAACACUCAAAAGUGUUUCUGAUAUUUGGAGCCUCACAGGUAACCACCAUAUAAAAAGUACUUUUGAUGUAGCAAUAUUACUAACACUAUAACCAUACUGUAGAUACUAUUGGCUGUAUUUUGGGGGAAAAACAAUCUUCAAAAUAAAAACAGAUUUUUUAAACUCAAAAAUAGGGUUUUAUUUUUGUAAUACUGACUUUUUUAAAUCUAAAAAGACUACAAGAUGUUACUUUAAAUGUUUUUUCCCUUCAAAAAUUUGAUUUAUCCUCAUAAUACAUAAAUACAGUGAACCGAGAUUUUUUUUUUCCCCCAAGACGUUUUUUUUUGGUUGUCAAAAAACGUAGCAUUUUUUGGGGGGUGGGGGUCAAAACUUUCAAAGCAGUGAUCACUAAUUCCCCCACUAGAUGGCGCAACGACUUGUGCUUUGUCCUGGUUACGUGUGAGGACAAUUCCACAAGAUGGGGAGGAUUGUGCAAGUGUACCUACUCAAGUGUCCCAAAGAUAUGGUCAGUGAGUGCCUUUCCAGCUUUAGCCCCGCACAAAAUUCACCCUCCAAAGGACUAAGAAGCGGUAGAAAACCAAAACAUUGGUAGAAUAUCAACUGUUGCGGGUUCACUUUUGCACUGUGUUGAUGUUGCUGCCGUUUUUCUCAAGAAUUGACAAGAGAAUGUUGUACAGACUGACAGCUGUAAGUCAACUCUGACCUUAAGUGUGACUUCACUUUAUUUAUUGCUAGAGUACACAUUUAAUGCAUGGUUAAAAAAAAAAAAAAAAGUGUUCCUAUAAAAAUAUGCCUUUUUGCCUGUAAUAUUUCUCUUUUCUUCCCCACUGAAAAAUAGAAUUUUUAAUUGUAAAAUCACAUUCUAUUGAUCAAGAUUACUAUUGUUUUGCUCAGAAAAAAAUGAAUAUAUUUUUUCGGAAGGUAAUUUUGUUUUUCCUUGGAAUUUUGUUUUUUCUCUUGGAAGAUUACUUUUUUCCCCCAACACUACCGCUACACAAUUAGUGCUUUAUUUGUCAUAAGAAAACUUUUUGGUGAAAGAUUACUACUUUUUUCCUGUGAUGUGGGGACGUAAUUAUUUGAGGUUAAAACAAAUAGUCUGUUACACGAUGUCCCCUCCAGUAAAUAGAAUUAUUAAAUUGGUUUUAAAAAUAUUUGUGUACCGUUUUACACAGUGAAAGUGUAUUUGUACAAAAAUGUGUAUUUUUCCAAUUCAAAUUCUUUGUAACAAACAGAGUGACGACUGACUGGCCUCCACCGCCAAGUAGUGACUCUAUUCUGUCUCAAGACACGACAAGACUUUACAAUCGAUUGAAUGAUCUGUAAGCCUGUCCAGACUAUUUAAUACCCUGCUGUUGUGUUUUGUACAAUGACUGGAGUGACAAUGUCCAAUUUAGUGACCAAAUUGUUAUUUUUCUACACUUAAUAAAGCACUCCGAGCCCUUAA